AUGACGCCUCUCAGAGAGCAGGAAGUCAGCCUGGGACAGGUGGCUGAGGGGACGCCAGCGAGGAGGAGCGUGAGGAAGGGUGAGGAAGGGGCCAUAGACGGCCGAGAGAGGAGGGACGAGCGCUGGAGCGUCCUCCUGCCGCCACAAAGACGAGGAGGAGCGGAGAGGUGGAUGAUGGGAGCCUCUCACGGGAAGAAGAGGGCGUACGACAUCGCUCAGCAGCACGGUGAUCGGAAUGGAACGCGGCCACACAGAGCUUCAGCGUACGCAGACUUGCAGCAGCACCGGUUCGACAAUGUCCACAGAAGGACAAUGCCCGCGUCCUGCCACAUCCCCUCGCCCGACUACCUGGAGGGAGACGAGGACCCGGAUCUCAUCAAGCCUAGAAAACUGUUGAAUCCGGUGAAAAGUUCCAAGAGUCACCAGGAGCUUCACCGGGAGCUGCUGAGUAGCUGCAAGCGGAGUGGGGUGAGCGUGGAGACCAAACCAGAGCUGCAGAGAGUUCUGGAAUCCAGGAAGAGAGAUCAGCUGAUGCGGCAGAGAAGAGAGGACGAGGUCGCUCGAAGGAAGAUUUCUCCUCUAGAAGCUGAACUGAGGAAGAGACACCAGAAACUGGAGGAGAUGGAGCUCCAGCAGGAGAAAGAAGAAGUGGAAAAGCUAAAGGCUCCUGAGUUUGUCAAAGUCAAAGAAAACCUGAGACGGACGUCAUGUGCUAGUAAAGAAGAGAAAGAAGUGUAAAUGACGACCCGCUGUCCCUCAGGGACUGCACAUAACCAUUGCAGACAUGAGUUGGCGUGAUGAGAAGACGCUGAGACAAGGUUGUGAGGACACAAAAGCUUGUUGUGUUGACCGCCGGCUUGGUACAGUACUGUAUGUUGCUGACAUGAUGAAGGACACUGAGGUCAUGUGGAAGGACAUGUCCACAUCAGGGUGAAAGUGUCCCAGGAGUUUGAGAUGCAUGGGCACUGUGGACAGCCAGAUAAGCGAACAACCUCUUUGAGACGUGGAAGUGUCUUUCACUCAAACACACUAUGAUGACUAAAUGAGCCACAUUACAGGAUUAAUGUGUCAUUAAUUGAAAAAGUCAUACUUAUUGGUUAUGUUACAACCGUUCACAGAAAGGUUCAUAACACGUAAUCAUGUGCUUUAUUAUCAUUAAUGACACUUAAAUUUCACUGUAAACUCAACAGAGUAAUUUUUAUUAGCACUUAAAUAUUUAAUUUUUUUAAUUAAUAAAUGUUCUGACAACACCAUCGAAAAUAUUUGAAGCAUUUGCUGAUUAAAAGACUAAUCCUGCUGUUGAAAAUCUUCAUUUAUAUGCCAAGAUAUUCAAAACCUAUUAUUGAAGGCUGUCCGAGAUGAACAAAAAAAAUAAAGUACUUCGAACUAAGAAUUUGGGGCA
Molecule: messenger RNA, 1402 nt
Organism: Nerophis lumbriciformis (worm pipefish)
Lineage: Eukaryota; Metazoa; Chordata; Actinopteri; Syngnathiformes; Syngnathidae
Product: actin-associated protein FAM107A-like
Biological process (GO): regulation of actin cytoskeleton organization; actin filament polymerization; actin filament bundle assembly
Cellular component (GO): neuron projection; stress fiber; synapse
Source: RefSeq, a predicted model, not a curated record